This is a messenger RNA of Anthostomella pinea, 1032 nucleotides long. NCBI's taxonomy places the organism in Eukaryota, Fungi, Ascomycota, Sordariomycetes, Xylariales, Xylariaceae. The record is from the annotation of a GenBank genome assembly.
AUGCCACCGAGACUCAAUUGCUCCGCCGGGAGCGGCCUCGGUCGAGCUCUUCAAAGGGCGACAACUGCGCAGAGAUCAGCAACCGUCCUUCCCCAGAGCGCAAAGGUCAUACUCUCGAGGCAAUAUGCCAGUGCCGCUGUGCCUCCGAUACCUCUCGGGUCGUUGAGGCUACCCGAUGACUACAUACCGCCUACACAACCGCCCAGUGCCCGACGACCCGAUCAGCGAAAGGCCCAGCUUCUUCGAUCGUACACAGCCCUACUCCGAUCUACGCCCCUGAUGCUCUUCUUCCAACACAACAACCUUACAGCCGUAGAAUGGUCUGCUAUACGGCGGGAGCUACGCGCAGCAUUGGCCGCCGUGCCAGCACCUAUCGUAGGCCCCGACGGAGGAGUGCCGGUGGACAUCUCAUCCAGCAUCGAGCUGCAGGUGUUGCGGACGCGCAUCUUCAACGUGGCCUUCAAGAUUGUCGAGUUCUUCGAUGGCGAGGCCCAGACCGGGAAGUCGAACGCAUACACGCAUGACUUGUCUGGUACAGCCUACAAGGCCAUCACUGAAGCUACGAUCGACGAGACAACGACGUAUGGGCAGAUCAAUCCUUUGCUCGUUGGACCAGUAGCUGCCGUCACGUUCCCAUCCGUGUCGCCGGCACAUCUAGCAGCCGUGCUCAAGAUUCUGGCACCCUCGGCACCGGCGUUUCCAGCUCCGACGAGGAGGAAGAACCCCGGAUACUAUGACGCCUCCGCACAGAGCGGCCUUCAGAAGCUGAUCCUGGUGGGAGGCCGGGUGGAAGACAAGGUGUUCGACCACGCCGGCGUCAAGUGGGUUGGAUGCAUCGAGGGAGGCUUGGAGGGAUUGAGAGCACAGCUGGUGGCCAUGCUGCAGAGUGCCGGCCUCGGUCUCUCGACGGCUUUGGAAGGUCACAGCAAGGGUCUGUACCUAGCUCUGGAGAGCAGAAGGACACAAAUGGAGGAAGAGGCGGAUGGCGGCAAGAAAGAGGCUGGAGCAGGAGCAGAAGAGACGAGUGCCUAG